AAUGUCACUUCACAUAUCAUGACCUCGGCAUGAACUCCCACAACUCCAUUUGAUCUCAUAAAUUCGAAAAGCAGUCACAAGAGCAAAAGUCGUUCACUGCCAGUUUUUUCCCUAUUCAAUUGCUCUAAAUUACAAGGGCCCAUUGACCAUGGCUCGCCAGAACCUCUCCGUCGUGCUGGCCGAGCGCCCCGUCGACGACAUCAUCCCCGGCCGCACCUUCAAGCACGUCACGGCGCCGGCGCCUACGGCCGAGGACCUAAAGGACGGACAAGUCCUUGUCGAGGUGCUGUACCUGUCGCUGGACCCGGCCAUGCGCGGCUGGCUGAGCGACGCCCGCUCGUACGUCCCGCCCGUCAAGAUUGGCGAAAAGAUGCGCGGCCUCGCCGCCUGCCGCGUCCUCGCCUCGCGCACCCCCAAGGCCCGCCUGGGGGACUACGUGUCCGCCUCCACGGCCGGCUGGACCGAGUACGCGAUCCUGCGCGAGCCCGACUUUGAGCCCGCGUCGCACUUCCCCGGUCUCUCCUCGCCCGUCGACAUGCUCUCGUCGCUGGGCGUGACGAGCCUGACCGCGUGGGUCGGCAUGGCCAACAUCGCGGCGCCCCGGCCGGGCGAGCUGGUCGUGGUGUCGGGCGCGGCGGGCGCCACGGGAAGCGUCGCGGGGCAGAUCGCCAAGAUUGCGGGCGCGCGCGUCGUCGGCGUGUGCGGCGAGGACAGCAAGUGUCGCUGGCUCGAGGAGGAGCUGGGGUUCGACGUGGCGCUCAACUACAAGGCUGAGGACUUUGAGAGGCGGUUCCGCGAGGAGACCAAGUCGUAUAUUGACGUCUACUUUGAUAAUGUCGGCGGCAAGAUCCUCGACAUGGCCCUCGGCCGGGCCAAAGAGCACGCCCGCUUCGUCGAGUGCGGCCUCAUCAGCCAGUACAACACCUCCACCCCGCAGGGGCCGCGCAACUUCUCCAAGAUCAUCACCAUGCGCAUCCGCAUGCAGGGCUUCAUCGUCUUCGACCACGCCGCCGACUACCCGCGCGCCCGCCGCGAGCUCGCCGCCUGGCUCGCCGACGGCCGCCUCAAAAAGGCCGAGCACGUCGUCCCUGGCGGGCUCGAGGUCGCGGAGCGCGCCCUGGUGGACCUGUAUAGGGGCGUCAACAUGGGCAAGAUGAUUGUCGAGGUGAAGAAGCCGGAGCAGGCGAGGAUUUAGUAGGCAUUGAAUCAUUGACGGGGUUGGAAACUUGUUCACAGUGGAGGCAUUGUGUGUGUAUAUUGAUGCCACGACAUGUUCACGCGAGAGGACAUUUGUAUGUCACGAGGCAGUGAGGGAUUCCCCUGCUAUCGUCCAUCAGGCACAAGAUGAAGCGAUUUCGAAAUUCAACCGCC
Messenger RNA from Purpureocillium takamizusanense, 1371 nucleotides. RefSeq lists its product as uncharacterized. The transcript is spliced from 3 exons. Gene Ontology annotation, molecular function: oxidoreductase activity, acting on the CH-CH group of donors, NAD or NADP as acceptor. Lineage: Eukaryota; Fungi; Ascomycota; Sordariomycetes; Hypocreales; Ophiocordycipitaceae. The coding region runs from base 149 to 1195 and encodes 348 amino acids. The record is from RefSeq and is a predicted model, not a curated record.